Messenger RNA from Erythranthe guttata (spotted monkey flower), 1143 nucleotides. NCBI's taxonomy places the organism in Eukaryota, Viridiplantae, Streptophyta, Magnoliopsida, Lamiales, Phrymaceae. The record is from RefSeq and is a predicted model, not a curated record.
CUUUUAUUUUCAUCGUCAGAAAUUGAAAGAUGAUGACAGUGACGGUGAUAUCAUCUAAACUAUUUCCAAUUCCGAUUCCAAUUCCAAUUCCAAUUCAAAUGAAUCUCGUGUUCACCAUUCCUUCCCCAUUCCAGACCUCUAAAAUAUCAUGUUGUUUUCACCCAAAACCGGGCAGAAGAAGCACCUCGCGUAUGUCGGGAGUUCCGGCGCGGGACAGAGUGAUAGAUUUGGGGAAAUACAGUGGUAAAAUGCUGGGGAGCUUGCCGUCUUCGUACCUGAGGUGGGUGUCGAAGAAUCUGAGAGCGGGUGAUACGGAAGAGUGGGCCAAGCUGGCUGAUCAAGUGCUCACCGACCCUGUUUACAGAGACCGAAUCGAGUGGGAGUUGGCCGACAAGAUUCUCAGCGGAGGAAACGAAACCCUGUCAUCUGGGAGAAAUGCUGUGUCGGAAUUGCUGGAAAUCAGCAAGAGAUUUGGGUGGGACAACGAAGAUAAGCGUGGGUGGAGUAAGGUUGAUUUUGGGUUGUUGGGCACGUCCAAGGGAGGGAGAAUACCCCGAGUGGGGGCGAAGGAGGAGACUGCAGGUGAAAUAAUGAAGAAGAAGAAGAAGAAGAAGAUUAAAGCGGAGGAGGAGGAAGAAGAUGGAGGGAAAAGAAGGGAGAGGAGAGAGAGGGUAAGGCGGCGAAUGGAGGCGGGGGGCUGUGGAAACAUUAAGGAUGAUGAACAAGAAGAAGAAGAAGAAGAAGGAGGUUUGGUGAGUGGGCCUGCAGCUGGAUAUGGGCAGAGGAGGAGGAGUAGCCCAUUUCCGGGGAGAGAAGCACUGAUGAACAAGGUUCUUCUUAAUCGCCAAAACAUUGUCUAAUUCACCGGCCACACCCACACACCUACUUGCUGCUAUUAAAUUUUCAUUCUUUACUCUUUCUUUUCACUCUACUCAACCCACUCUUUCAUCAGGGUUACUGUAAUCUCUCUGUCUGUAUAUUAAUUAACCUUGUUAUUUUAUUAUUAUUAUUAUUGAAUACAAUUAUUAUUAUAAAAAACAAGAGUUGCGUAUGCGUAUGCGUAUGCGUUACGAGUUACGACUUAGGUGAGUGAUUUUGUCGGUUUCCUUACCAAUGAAUGAAUGAACAAAUUUACCCCACGCC